This is a messenger RNA of Histoplasma mississippiense, 456 nucleotides long. RefSeq lists its product with no specific name. The coding region runs from base 1 to 456 and encodes 151 amino acids. NCBI's taxonomy places the organism in Eukaryota, Fungi, Ascomycota, Eurotiomycetes, Onygenales, Ajellomycetaceae. The transcript is spliced from 2 exons. The record is from RefSeq and is a predicted model, not a curated record.
AUGCGAAAGGGGCUGGAGACGGCAAAGAAGCGCAUUGAGGAUAUGAAGAAGGGGGAGGAUGAGCCCCUCGCUGAAGAUGUUGAUGAAGCACCUGGUGCCUCGCGUGGAGGAGGAGGCGCUGGUGGAAUGCCUGACCUUUCGUCUCUUGCAGGGAUGUUUGGCGGCAGUGGAGGAGGCUCUGGGGGUAUGCCCGAUCUUAGUUCGAUAAUGAGCAACCCCAUGUUUGCUAGCAUGGCACAAAAUCUUAUGAGCAACCCUGAUAUGAUGAGUAACCUAAUGAAUAACCCGCGUAUUCGACAAAUGGCGGAGAGUUUUGGUGCGGGCGGAGGUGGUGCUGGUGCUGGUCAGGGAGGACUUCCAGAUAUGGCCAGCAUGAUGAAUGAUCCCAAUUUUGCUGAAAUGGCAAGAAACCUGAUGGGCGGAGGUGCUGGGCGUGGUGCAGGGAGGGGAUCUUGA